Molecule: messenger RNA, 1356 nt
Organism: Blumeria graminis f. sp. triticale
Lineage: Eukaryota; Fungi; Ascomycota; Leotiomycetes; Helotiales; Erysiphaceae
Source: the annotation of a GenBank genome assembly
AUGUACUUUUUAAACACGCCCUAUCGUGGCAUUUUCAACAAUCUCUGCGAAAAAUUAACAAAUCAAUUCACUCUUCCUGUAAUUUCUACGACUACACUCUAUAUUUCCAUAUUUAUUUUCUGCAUACCCCUCAUAAUUAUUGUGAUACUCUAUGAGAGAGAACAGGCACGAUUAAUUGCUGAACAGCCCAAGGGAUGUCGAAAGCUAGGCAUGAAAAUCAAGACCAAUCUGGCGAACGAAUUUGAUAAAAAGUUUUCCGAAGGACGUCCCCCUUCGUCCGAAGAGACAUCGGCAGAAUGGUGGCGAUUAAAAAGUUUGUGGAUCUAUCCUGUCAAAGGUUGCGGCGGCGUUGAAUUGAAUCGCGGAACAAUUAUUUCCACAGGCAUGGAGUACGAUCGUCAGUUUACCUUUGCUCAACUUCGAAGUCCAUUUCCUGUUGCCCUUCACACACCGGAAAAAGAAAAAUCUGCGCACACCUGGGAGUGUGUGACUCAGAAAGAUUUCCCCCGUCUUGCAAGAGUGAGGACAGAAAUGUGGGUUCCUGAUCAAUCGACGGACACGUACAGUCCACAUGCAGAGGAUGUUGAAAGCGGAGGAGUCAUCAUUAUUAGCUUUCCAUACCAGGAAUUUGGCUGGAGAGGACUCUUUGCGAAAUGGGGUGCUGCACUUAGAGGUGCUGUUCCAGAGAUGGAAUUUCGUGUCCCGUAUGACCCUUCGCCUGCUCAGAUCGAAAAAUCCGGAUACAAAGCUGAAAACAUGAACAUUUGGAAUGAGACUAUAACAGCCCUGAAUUUAGAAAUCGAAAUUCCAGAAGAAAUGAGAUACUACCUAGGCAUCAGCAAUAAGCUAGGACUAUUUAGGCUCUGUAAUACAAGUAAUAACAGCGAAUUCCAAUCCCAAAAUCUUGAGGGAGGUAAGCCCGAGCUUGAACCUAUCAGUGGCUUCCAAGACGUCUAUCCUAUCCAUCUCGUUAACCUAGCAAGUAUACGUGAUAUUGAGUCGAAAAUGGUAAAAACUCGCACGACUCCUCGUCUAUCCGCUGCCAACUUUCGAGCUAAUCUCAUAAUAACUGGCCCUGACGCUUAUCACGAAAAUUGUUGGCGUCGCAUCAAAAUAGGAUUCUACGAAUAUGAUGUUGUUCAUCGCACCUCAAGAUCAAAAAGGUUAAAGUCGGACAUUGAUGGCAAAAAAUGCCAGGACGGAACUAUCUGGAACUACCGGACAGAAGAUGAGGGGCCCGGAUUGGACGUACUCACUCUAGGCAUGAACAUGAUUCCUUUGUCGAAAGAGGCGGCUUUGAGAGUAGGCGAUGAGAUACUUCUUUUAGAAAUUGACGCACACUGCAACAUAGACUAA